AUGGCCGAACAAAUGAAUAAUGACAAUGCAAAUGCACCAGCUCUAUCAGAAGAGACAAUUCAGACAGCAGUCUUAGUCGUUGAAAUAGUAAAUGAAGGAGAAAAUGAUCAAAAUACUAUAGUUAUGGCACGGAAUGAUGCGAUUGCUGUUCCUCCACCGACUCCUAUUCAAGAACCUGACAUAAUUAUUCAAACAGGCAACAGUCAACAAUUACAAGAGGUCUGUGGUCCACCUGUAGAAUACAGUUCUGUAUUUGACAAUCAGCCGGUAGAAUCGGAGAGCCACUGCGACGAGCCGGCUGUCAUAAAUCUAUUUGCACCUCGUGACGAGUUUUUCAAUAUGCCUAGCUAUGAAAUGGAACUGUCGUCGCAAAUUGAAGAUGCCACGGAUUAUGACUGUGCUACACAUGGUUUUAAUUCAUUUAGUCAACAGGAAUCAUAUUCUGUCUCUAUUGAAAAUUAUGAUGAAACCAAUGACCAUAGCCUUUCUUUAUUACAAUCGCCUGUGAUUCUAUCGGCUGCUUCAAAUGAUAAUACAGAUGAAAUACAACGAACUCAAGUGAUUCAAUCAACUGAUAAUUCGCAUGAUCGUGAAUAUACGAAUUUACGACUGCAAUUUUCGACUGCUCAACUUUCAACGAUCGAUGAAGAACGGUUACCAGGCCAUGGUUUACACACAGAAGCCGCUCAAAGCUAUUCAAGAACUGGUUCUUCUUGUUCUGAUCCUCCUAGUGAAGCAGCUGAUACUCGUACUCAAAUGCAAACAGCUACUAUCUCACCAUCACUUCGUAGACGAUCAUGUUCAUUCGAACAAACUUGUAUCAGUGAUUUUGACGUUGUUUCUAAUAAAAUGAUUCGAAAGCGGCGACUUUCGAUGCAGUAA
Molecule: messenger RNA, 882 nt
Organism: Rotaria socialis
Lineage: Eukaryota; Metazoa; Rotifera; Eurotatoria; Philodinida; Philodinidae
Source: the annotation of a GenBank genome assembly